This is a messenger RNA of Ahaetulla prasina, 5774 nucleotides long. RefSeq names its product protein phosphatase 1 regulatory subunit 42 (gene PPP1R42). Bases 1736 to 2746 code for a protein of 336 amino acids. Gene Ontology annotation, molecular function: protein binding. Lineage: Eukaryota; Metazoa; Chordata; Lepidosauria; Squamata; Colubridae. The transcript is spliced from 9 exons. The record is from RefSeq and is a predicted model, not a curated record.
AUCCAUGGUUUGGUUCACAAUUGUUUCUCAAAGUCAAAUCUUUCAUUUAUACAGGUGGCAGCACAUACUUGAUUGUGGCUUAUCUUGGAAAUUGAGUGGCUGGUCCUUGUUAGUAUUUUGAAAAGAGAAAAAAGUACCUAAUAAUUCCAGGGCUCUUGACUAGAGUGAGAAGUUUAAAAAAAUCAUCCUGGAAGAAUGCAUAAUAUUCUGAAGAAACUGCAUGGAUGCAAUAACAUGAAUCAAACUGAAAUUGAGGGCAUCUUAGUUUAUGCACACAAAAUAUAAGUGCUAAAUUUGUGAAUGUUUUUUAGUUAUUCCUUGUAAGCUUAAUGCAUUAUCCUAGACUAGAAUUUAUAGGAUAGCAUUUAGUCACAUCUGAUGAAUACCAUCCUUUGAAGAGAUGUAGAACUUUGGUUCUAAAGCUGUAAUCAUUCCUACACUGAUCAAGCUAUCAAUGUAUUUUUUGGCUUUAGCACUUCAUGAACUUACAUAAAGUAAUUUCAGAACCUGAAGUCAUUGGUGCAGGAUACUCUUUCAGCACAGAAAAUCUAGCCCUUCAGGAGAACCUCAGGAGAAUCCUCAGGAGAAAUUCACACAAAAAAUCUUUACAACAAAUUUUAAGUAUUCUUCCAAACUUAGGAUGUGAAAAAGGAAAAAAAAUACCAAUAUUUCCUUAAUUAUAAUAGCUUAUGUAUUAUUAAGAUACACAAAGUUAUAUUGUAUAUUGAAGUAUACUUCUUAAUAAGGUAUGUAUUGUGUGUAUGUUUGGGAAACAACAAGAAUACGAUUGUAUUCAUCUCCUGACAGGUUUCUAUAGACAUCUAAUUGGCCACCAUAGGAUCAGACCUUGGACUAUAUACCUUGGACUAUGCAUUGUCUGAUUUAGCAGAACAUUCCUUAUCUUCUUAGCAGACAGAAAAUCAGUUUUUACAUGAACCAGAGUCAUGCAAUUGAGAAACGGCCCUGAUCAUUCAACCUUAUUACAUUGAGGGGCAAAGCAUGAAGGUGGCAGGUUGUUUGGAUUUAUUGGAAUAUAAGUGAACUUGGUCUUAAUCCAGGAUCAUGCUUUAUUACUAUCCUCAUUGAUGAGUGUUCUGUCUACAAUUCAAGGAAAAAAUGUAAAAGGUCUGUGUGUGAUGCUAAUUAAUUGAGGAAGUUCAAGGAACGAGUGGAUGCCAGUGUGAUUAUGCAUGACUAUUUAUUUAUAAAUUCAAUUUACAUGAUACCUAACUCCAAUGAUUCCAAGCAGCUUGCUUUAAACAUAGAAUAUGAAAAACCAAUAGCAUAACUAGAACAACUAAGCAACCUGAUAAUGUAAUUUUUUGGGCUGCAAAAUUAAAUUGACUAAACAAUAAAAUCUACAGGUGCACUAAAUGGAAUAACAUCUCUUUCUAGGAAAAGCAACUACCAAAGGGAGGAUUGGGCCCCUCGUUCCCAUGAGCAUCCCUGAUCUUCCACCCAUAAUCCCCAUGUCCCUGAAGAGAACCUGUUUUAUACUGUACUACAGUAUCGCCUCUUUCCCUAUUCUUGAACAAACCCCAUCUCUGUGCUUCCAUCCACAGGAAUCCAUCUACAAGUGCAACACAUAAAAUUUUACCCAGAAGAUACAGGUGCCUUCUGUGACUACUAUGAAUGAAGAACUUGAAAAGAAUUCAGAAGCACUGCUCUGCCUACUUUAUGAAUAUGCUUUUGUUCUUAGAAACAAGCAGUGGAAAACUAACUUUAUCACAAAGUUAUGGUGCGAUUAACGUUGGAGCUUAUUGCUAGAAGCCUUAAUCAAAAGAAUCGCAGAGAUGAAUCUUUGGCUCAACAUCUGAGAAAACUAACACAUCUGAAAUUAUCUAAUAAAAAUAUAGAUGUCAUUGAUGAUCUUUCUUUGUGUAAAAAUCUUAAUGUCCUAUAUUUAUAUGAUAAUAAUAUUAGACAGAUACAUAACUUGGACUUUGCGACAAACCUAAGACAUCUGUAUCUGCAGAACAACUGCAUUAUACGAAUUGAAAAUCUAGAAUCAUUGAUAAGACUUGAAAAAUUAUAUUUGGGUGGCAACUGUAUCACUGUAGUGGAAGGCUUGGAGACUUUAGAGGAACUGAGAGAAUUGCAUGUUGAAAGCCAGCAGCUUCCCUUAGGAGAAAAGCUCUUGUUUGAUCCAAGAAGUCUUCAUUCAUUAUCCAAAUCUUUAUCAGUUUUGAAUAUCAGCAAUAAUAAUAUUGAUGAAUUAAGUGACUUAUCUAUUCUGGAAAAUAUUUCCCAUCUUAUAGCUGUUGACAACCAACUUCAUCACAUGAAGGACUUGGAAUUUGUUCUGAGUAUAUGGACUAAGUUAUACAAAAUGGAGCUGAAUGGGAAUCCUCUUUGUCAUAAGCCAAAAUACCGAGACAAAGUAAUACUGCAGUCAAAAUCUCUUGAAUUGCUGGAUGGAAAAGAAAUAAAAGAAAUGGAAAGACAGUUCCUGACAAAUUGGAAAGCCUCCAGAGAUGCCAGGAAGAAAAACAAAGUAGAAAGCUUCAUUAAUGAGCAUGCAUCAUAUUCACCUUUUGAUGAUAAUGAUGCAGAACAUACACAUUUUCCUAUUUACCACUUCCCAGUCUCCAGAGAGAUACACAGAACUCCUUAUAAUAAAGAAUCUCAGCCAGUAUAUGAAGAAAACAGAAAUAGUGAAAAAAUCAGCUAUUCAGCCUUGAAAGCUUCUCAAAAUGAACAGAAAGACCUAUUUGAACCUCAUCUCCUUAGACAAAUGCCUCUCUAAGCAGCUACUAGAAAGAAGUUCUUCUAUAUUAUCAUCAGAACAAAAGAUAUGCUUCAGAGCCAAACAUGAAGAAAAAUUGUUUUUUACUGCAAACAAAGUUGAUAUUUCACAGUCUAAAAUAUUUUGUAUUAUAGAUCCAAUGUAAGUUUAAGUUAAAAAAAAGGGUUAAAAUAAGUUGACCUUAUGCAAGUAUGUUUUGAUGUUAAAAGUAGUAGCCAUCUUAAUUAAACCACUGAUUAAACUAUCAUUUUAUCUAAGGUAUUGGUAGACAAUCAUGAAAUUAUAACUACAUUUACUAGGGCCCAACAGAUUAAUAAGAGCUUAUAGCCAAUGAUUUGAUAUGGUACUACACCACUGGAAAUGGGAAGGGUCUAUGGAAUUUAGGACAUAAUAUAUAAUCUGUUCUCUGGAUUGAUCAGACAAAAUACAACAUAUAAUAGUCAUAUUGGAAAAUAUAUCAACUUUUUCCUGUAUUCUUAGAAUAACAAGGGUACAAAGACAUCAUUUUCAUUCAAAGUUUGACUUUUCCAGUCGUAAUUCACAAGUGGAAUUCAGCUAAUGCAUACAAACAGAUCUAAUGCAUACAAACAGUACUCUCUCUGCCUUUGCCUCACUUUGAUAUCUGCUUUCAAAGAUGGAUGGAAUGUAGCCAGUUUCUUUAUGGUCUGCUAGAUUAACUAUCUCCCUGUUGGCAUUAGCAACUGCUGUUUUAAAAUCAAAGGAAGCCUAUUGUAAUAUGUCAAAAUUUAAUUGCUAUUAAUUUCUAGAAGGGCUUAAUCAAACAAUUAAAAUGUAGCUGGCCACCUCUCCCAGUUAGAAAACCAGUAUCCUUUUUUGUGUGUCUUUAGAUCUCAAUCUAAAUAUCUGUGCAAGGUACAGACAUCUCAUGUAUUGUCCAUUUUACAUAGUAACCUGGAUGCCAAUUCCUCUUUAAGUCACUUUGGAAUCUGUCUCUCUUCAGCAUUCCAAUUUCUAGUUUUGCAUACUACUCAUCUAUUUUUUUUUCUUGACCAAUUUCCCUCACCACCACUGCUACUCUUUCUGUGUGAAAACUUUUUAUCUGAUUCUUUUCCCAGAUUCCAGCUACUAUCUAGUACAGUUUAUAUGUCAGGUGACAGAAUGACAGAUGGUACUUGCUUCCACCAUUCUUUUGCAUAGUGCCUGGGUCUGUGUGUACCGCCACAAAAGAUACAUGCAACUAUGAGUUGGUAUCAAUUUUUAACCAUCAGUGAACAAGUUUUCAGAAUUUUGGGAUUAAAAAUGUUUCCCAUUCAUGAUCUAAAGAAGUAAAACAUUCAUUCUACAUACAAAUAAUGAACUCAUUUUUAAGUACCAUAUUUGUGUAGCCAAAAUCAUAACGUAGACAAAAAUAUGGUUUUGGAAUAUAUGACUAUAUAAUGCUAAGAUUUAUAAAUACACCUAAUAGUUCAAAGAGUUUCGUGAGAAUUAGUGAGAACAACUAAACAAUGAGAAUUGAAUAGAAUUCUGACUCCUUAGUUAAUGAGGAUCAGAAAAAAAUGGAAAAGUAUCUGAAAACUUGGUUUGUUAUGCUGGUUAGCUUGUUGCUAAACUAAAAAAAAUCUAUGUUACAUGUUAUUUUGUUAUUGGUUUAUUUUGCAUAUUAAUCCAUCACAUAAUCGAAUUAGAUCAUUGGUUAAUAAUAAUGCUAGUAUUAUAGCAACUUGAAAAACUUGUUCUUUUUCCACUUACUUCAAGAACAAAACCCGAGAUACUUUAUGUUUGUGGAAUCUACUGUUACCAGAUCCAAACCUAUACUUGAUUUUAUCAGUGUCUUCUUACACAGUAUAAAAGUAUGAACUUCAUUUUAUUAUUUUAAUUCAUGGUUAUCAAAACUCACGGCAUCACAUGAUGUAUCAUGUUUUCCCCCUUCGCUAAAAUAGUGGUGGGCGUGGCCAGCACAUGACGCAUCCAGCCCGCGGGCCACAAAAUUGACACCCCUGCUUUAAUUAAUACAAGAAGUUCUUGUUUGUAAAAAUCUGGUCUUAAAACUUAAAUCCAAACUAGAUUAGUCUUACUUUCCUAUAGACUGUAAUUAUGAAAAAAAGAAAACAUUCCCUAAUUGUUUUUUCAUUGGAUAAGAAAAAAUAGGAUCUGUAUUUUAAUGUGAAAUUUCAGCCUUCCAUAACUUUAUUUCAGUAAAAUGUAAACAAAAGAAGAUGCAAGUUAUCUAAUAGAGCCAAUUUGAUGUUAAUGGUUAAGGCAUCAGGCUUGAAACCAGGAGUCCAUGAUUUAUAAUCUUGGUUUAGCCAUGAAGUCAUGUAGGAGACUCAGGCUAGUCUCUCCCUCUUAGCCCUGGAAGGGAGACAAUGGCUUCUGAAAUCUUGCCAAGAAAACUACAGGAGCUAGUCCAGUGAUUAGGAAUCAACACUGACUCAAAGGCACGUACACAAACAAGUUAUUUAACAUGACUCACAGUUUAAGUUAUCCUGAAUUCAUAUUUGUAUCACAGUCCUCAGUGUGCUUUGGAAACAUAAUUCAAUUAUUUUAAAGAGACAUGAUACCAAAUAAAUGUGUUUAGAAAGGUGUACUAGUUGGCUUGAAUAUAAAAUAUAAUUUGUCUUAUUUCAAAUUAUAAGUCCCAACAUUAUUUGUUUUGAAGGAAUUAAAUUUCCAUUACUUAAAGUUUUGUUGUUUGCCGUUGAAACCAGCAUGUACUUUAGGAGGAAUUAACAUAAGAACACUGUGUCUUUAGGAUCAUAAUAUUUUAACAGUAUUCUGCACUUUGCGAUAUGCCUUUUUUCUCCAGCAACUUAAAAUUUUUACUGCAAGUUUAAACUUUCCAUUUUCUUGGCUAGCAUAAAGGGUAGCUAAUAAUUCAGCCCUUAUUUUUCUGCCUUCCUAGGACAAAGAUUUGAUUUAUUGUAUCUAUGUUAUCUCACACUCAAAAAUUCAUUCCCAGUGCUUGGUUGGUAUAACCCUGCCUAUUUAUUUUGAAUGUCUCUUCUCAUUAAUGUCUUUGAUCUGUAAUUCCUAGCCAACCAAAUGUAAUUUUUCUUAUUGUCAGAUA